AUAUAGGGAAGCGGUCGUCCGUCGUAUUUAUUAUUUACUUUCUUUUCUUGAAAUAGAGAAAUAUUAUUUCAUGCUAUUUUCAUGCUUUGUGUUGACUACUUGAAGACCUAAAUAGUUAAAUACGUACCUAUUGGUUAUUACAAAUUACAAUUUAAAAAUCAGUUUGAAAUGGCAGCGGUUCUUAAGAAGCGAGCUUUAGCGGAGUAUAACAAAUCCUUUCAGGAGGGACCGUCAUCGAAAAAGCUGCAUCUAGUCAAGAAACCCCUCAUUGGAAGUUCAGCUGCUGCCUUUGUGGGUCUUUUGGAGAAAUGUAAAUCCAGUGAUGAGGCUUUACAGUUACUAUUAAGAAUAUCUGAUUGUCUUCAAUUUCAAGAAUCCGAUGUUGAGGAAGCUAUCAAGAAACUGUCUGAGCAUUUUCAGUCAGAAGAAGAAUCAGUUGUUCGUGUGAAAAUAUUGUGGCUCUAUUGUGAUAUUGGCCUGGAGUGUCCUGGAGCUAACUUAAACAAUUUAAUUGAAGAGACUAUACAUUUGAUCAAGAAUGAAACAUCACAUAAGGUAAUAGCUCAAGGUAUAGCAACACUGAUAAAACUGGGUAGCAGACUUUCAGAGGACAAAACCCUCAUGAACCGCCUUGUAGCUGUGGCCAGGGAUAAUCUAAAGGACACAAGUCACCAGGUGAAGUGUAGAUGCUUGCAACUAAUCAGCGAGCUCUAUCCAAUAUGUCCAGAAGCAGACAGAACAGCAGAAAUGACAGCGGAAGCAGAUAUUAUUGUAAAAUUGCUCAGUGAUUACAGUAAUGCUGAGGAUGCAAGGGUGCGCUGUGAAGCAUUCAAGUCAUUGUUAGUCCUUCAUGAGCGGGGCUUGACACUCAGUGCACAGAUAUAUGAACAUGUAUGUGCUGCACUCUCAGAUGACUAUGAAAUUGUAAGGGAAGUAGCGCUGAAACUUGUGUGGCUUCUGGGCAAUAAAUAUCCUGAGAAUACAAUAACACUGCAAGAUGGCGAAACAACAAUGCGUCUAGUGGAUGAUGCAUUUGUUCGCAUUUGUUCAGCUGUGAAUGACCUGCGCAUGCAGGUGCGGGCCCUGUCCUGCUCACUCCUGGGAACGUCUCGGGCGGUGUCCGAUAGGUUCCUCUUGCAAACCCUGGACAAGCAGCUUAUGAGUAAUAUGAAAAAAAAGAAGACUGCCCACGAGCGAGGAGCUGAACUAGUAAGGUCUGGUGCCUGGGCGAGUGGGCGACGCUGGGCAGACGACGCGCCGGGGCAGCUUCUGGAACAGUCUACAGUGCAAUUACUGCCCGGAGGAGCUGCCGGUGCGUUCGUGCAUGGCCUGGAGGAUGAGUUUAUGGAGGUCCGCACGGCAGCUGUGGAAGCUGUCUGCGAGCUGUCGAUGGAGAACCCGACAUUUGCAACGACCUCGCUUGAUUUCCUCGUGGACAUGUUCAACGAUGAAAUCGAGGACGUGCGUCUCCGGGCCAUCGACAGCCUUACGAAGAUCUCCCACCACAUCGUGCUGCGAGAGGACCAGUUGGAGACCAUCCUCGGGGCUCUGGAGGAUUACUCAAUGGAUGUUAGAGAGGGCUUACAUCGAAUGCUGGCUUCGUGCACCGUCGCAUCAAAGACCUGCCUGGAGAUGUGUAUCGACAAAAUAUUGGAGAAUCUCAAGAGAUACCCACAGGACAAGCGGUCAACAUUUCGCUGUGUACAACAAAUGGGAAGUAAACACGCAACCUUGGUGCUACCGCUCACGACCCGUCUGCUCGCUGUGCAUCCAUUCUUCGAUAUGCCCGAACCUGAUGUCGAAGAUCCGUCUUACAUGUGUGUACUGAUUCUGGUGCUGAACGCGGCGCAGCAUUGCACCACGAUGCUGCCGCUGUUUGAAGAGCACACGGUGAAGCACUACACGUACCUGCGCGACACCAUGCCGCAUCUGGUGCCACCGCUGCCUAUCGGCGGCAGCCAGGUGUCGAGCGAGCGGGCUGCGGCCGGGACAGACGACCGCGCGGUGCGUCGCUUCCUGGACACUGUGCUGCAGCACGUGGACAACGUGACGCUGUCGGCCACCGUGCGGCUCAAGAUGCUGCAGGCGGCCGAGGAGCAGCUCAACAAGCUGUCUGAGAUGGAGCCGCUGGUGUCGGGCGCUGCCAACUUCACGGCGCUGUUCUGCCGCUGCGCCGUGGCGCUGCACUACGCCCUAAACACGCCGCGGCCGGCGCCCUCGCCGCACGCGCUCCAGCAGCUGACCGCGUAUUGUCUGAGGCUACAGCAUCAGUUCAGCGGCGUGACGGAGCAGGAGAGCGCGUGCGUGUGGCAGCUGGCCCUGCGGGUGAGUGCCGCGCGCCUGCUGGCGGCCGCGGGCGGCGCGGGGGCGGCGGGGACGGGGGCGGCCGCCGCGCUUUCUGCCGCCGCCGCGCUCACACACCAUGCCGAGCUGCUGGACCGGCUGCUGGCAUCCGCGGGCGUGGAGCCCGAGCCGUUCACCAUCGCCGUGUUCCAGCAGCUGUCGAGCGCCGAGCUCAAGCCGAGCAUGCUCGCGCGCGCGCUGCACCCGCUGCUAAUGGCCGCUCCGCUACCCGUGGUCCCCAAACCCAAUCUCAACAUACGAAUGUGCGUAGCGACGAUCAUCGAGCCGGCGAAUGACAACGACACGGUGCUGCGGUUCUGUGCCGGACUCAUCGCAGGAGUGGGCUUCGAGGCCGAGGUGCUCCGUGUGCGGGACCCCAGCGCGCUCCGGAUACGUGUGGCCUACCCUGACCGCAGGGUGCACGCCCUGGUCCCACCCAGAGACCACCUGAGGCCGCUCGAUCAUCUUAAUACAAACGAGGACGGCACACAGAACGUGCGGCUGCUAACGAAAGUGCUGAUAUCGCACGGAGUGUGGACGGAGCCGUGCGGGGUCGACAUAUCUGUGUGUCUGUCUGUCGAGGAGGUACCGGGCGGCAGUCGCGACGCGGCCCAGUUGGUGGAGCUGUGCCGCCCCGUGCGGGUCACGGUCGCUCCCAAGCCGAUCAAGAGAGGGAUAUAGAUUGUUUAAGACGAGCAGGACGUUCAUACGCCCUGCCCAUUACAAUGUAGUGCCGCUCUGGGUUCUUAAAUAAAAUUCCUUGAGACAUAAGAUGUUAAGUCUCCCACUAAUUUCACUAGCUACGACGCCUUUUAGACCGAAACACAACAAUAAUACAUUACUGUUUCGCGGCAGAAAAGGCAUCACAGCCAUAAUCUAGCCGGCAUUCUGUGGAUAGGAGCCUCCCACUGGUAAAAGUAAGAUGUCUUUUAGUCUAAACUUGUAAAAGAAGUGUACGCUAUCAAAAUUUUAAUUUGUAAUAGUUAUUUAUGCAACUGUUGCGUAAUAAUAAGGGGUAUUAAAAUACGAAUGUGGGUUGAUGAGUUGUGAUAAUAGUAUCACAUGAGUGAGACUUUAUCUACACUAGAGUCUUUAAUAGAGGAUUUAAAGCAUGGGUGUAGAUAAAGUAUGUAAGUUUUGUGAUUGAUGUAUCUAUAGUAAUAUUAUAAAUAGGUUAUCUUUGUAGUAUUUAACUCUGGGAGUACUGAACCGACUUUGGAAAUUAUGUUAAUUGGAAGAUACAUUAUUUGUGUCAUAUAGAAUGGUGUUAGACAGGAAGAAUCACUUUAUUGAGGAACUGAGAAGCACUCCAGAAAGCAAACAAAUAAUAUAUAUAUAUAAUAUGCGGACGAAGUCGCGGGGGACAACUAGUUUGUGAUGUUAAUAUUUCGGCAUUGUUGUGAAUUGGCGCGGAAUAACGCGACAAUAAAUUUAAAUUUAAUUGAAAGCAAACAUUUUAUUGAGCUUCUAUUAACUUUUAUUCUGGUAUGAAUCAUCAUUCUUCAUCUUGGUAUCAACUAAUUCUUACUAUUUAUUUUUUAUGACAGUAAGGGAGUAGACGAGCAGGGCGUUCAGCUGAUGGUACUUGAUACGCCCUGCCCAUAACAAUGCAGUGCGGCUCGAGAUUCUUGAAAAACCAAAUCAUUCAGAGUGGCACUACAAUAAUUGUGCUCGUCACCUUGAGACAUAAGAUGCCAAGUCUUACUGGCCCAGUAAUUUCACUAGCUACGGCGCCCUUCAGACCGAAACACAGUAAUGCUAACACAUUACUGCUUCACGGCAGAAAUAGGCGCCGUUGUGGUACCCAUUAUCUAGCCGGCAUCCUGUGCAAAGGAUGAACCCACUGGUGACCGUGACAGGUUACCUGUUAAAAAAAUUAAUUUCGUUAUUCAAUAGAUGAUACUAUUUGCAAUAGAUGUUCAAAACAUGUAACUAAUCGCAGAAAAAAUUCAGACAUUGAACAUAUUCUGUGACUGAGAUGAAUGGAUACAUAUACAAUGAGCAAGAUAGGACUAUCUGUUAUAAAUUAUUUAAUUAUGAAUAGUAUUAAAUAUGUGAACUUAU
Leptidea sinapis is the source of this 4407-nucleotide messenger RNA. It is a transcript of the gene IntS4, whose product is annotated as integrator complex subunit 4. Bases 169 to 3024 code for a protein of 951 amino acids. The transcript is spliced from 16 exons. Lineage: Eukaryota; Metazoa; Arthropoda; Insecta; Lepidoptera; Pieridae. Gene Ontology annotation, biological process: snRNA processing. Gene Ontology annotation, cellular component: integrator complex. The record is from RefSeq and is a predicted model, not a curated record.